This is a messenger RNA of Fusarium vanettenii 77-13-4, 879 nucleotides long. RefSeq lists its product as uncharacterized. The transcript has 7 exons. NCBI's taxonomy places the organism in Eukaryota, Fungi, Ascomycota, Sordariomycetes, Hypocreales, Nectriaceae. The record is from RefSeq and is a predicted model, not a curated record. Bases 1 to 879 code for a protein of 292 amino acids. Gene Ontology annotation, cellular component: nucleus. Gene Ontology annotation, biological process: mRNA export from nucleus. Gene Ontology annotation, molecular function: mRNA binding.
AUGUCUGGCAAGCUCGACCAAGCUCUUGAGGACAUCACUCAGGCCCAGCGCCGUAGCGCUCGCCGUCGCAACAACCCGCGUCGUUCCACCGGACGCCCCGCCGCAGCCGCGCCUGUCGGAGGUAUCCAGAAGAACUCGAAGCCCGCUCGCGGUGCUGGCGCAAAGCCCGUUCCGGCAAAGGCGACCCCCACCAACAGUGACAGCAAGAUUAUCGUCAGCAAUCUGCCUAAGGACGUCUCGGAGCAGCAGAUUAAGCGCCGACUCCAACGGAUGGAGGCUUGUCGAAACGAUAUGCGCAUUCCACCAGCCACGGCCAGCGAUUUCCUUCGGAUGAAACCGUCUCUGAAAUCCCGCGCCGACUUCAGCGAGCAAGCAGAGUAUUUCGUCCAGUCCGUUGGUCCCAUCAAGCGAGUCGAGAUCUCUUACGGCCCCAACUCGCAAAGCCGUGGUAUCGCCAACGUGACCUUCCACAAGUCGGACGGCGCCAGCAAGGCCUUCCAGAAGUUGAACGGCCUCUUGGUUGACAACCGACCUAUCAAGAUCGAGAUCGUUGUCGGAGCCGCCCAGGCCGACAAGGUCAUCCCUGCUGUCAAGACUCUCGCUGAGCGCACCACUCAGCCCAAGGCUCAGCCCAAGUCGGCCGCUGCUGACAAGCACAACGCCGGCGCUGCCAAGGGUGGUGUUGCCAAGGGAGCUGCUGCCAACAAGAAGCGCCGUGGUCGCAACAACCGUCCCGCGAAGAAGACUCGCGAGGAACUCGACUCAGAGAUGAACGACUACUUCGACUCUGCGGCCAACCCUGAGGCCAACAACGCGGCUGCUCCAGCCCCGGCACCAGCUGCCGCUAGCGGUGAUGCUGACAUGGAUGGUAUUGCUUGA